Messenger RNA from Rhagoletis zephyria (snowberry fruit fly), 1413 nucleotides. Lineage: Eukaryota; Metazoa; Arthropoda; Insecta; Diptera; Tephritidae. The record is from RefSeq and is a predicted model, not a curated record.
AUGGACAACGAACACAGAAACGCCCAUCAUUUGUCUCUGCCGCAGAGGCUGGCCUUCUCCGUAGGCCAUGUUUUUAACGAUCUAUGCGCCGGAUUCUGGUUCACCUACCUGUUGAUCUUUAUGAAGCUGGUCAAUGGCUUCGAAAGCAGCACCGCCGGCACGUUGAUGCUGGUAGGACAGGUGGCCGACGGCAUCGCCACGCCUUUCAUCGGCAUCGAGUGCGACCGGAGUUUUGACUGGUGGUUCUGCCGGUACGGUCGCCGCAAGACCUGGCACCUGGUGGGCACCCUGUGCGUCCUGCUCAGCUUUCCCUUCAUCUUUCACCUGUGCAUCUACUGCGACAACUCGCCGCAGACCUCGCAGAUGGUCUACUACUCUGCCUUCAUCAUAAUCUUCCAGUUUGGCUGGGCGGCCGUGCAGAUCUCCCACUUGUCGCUCAUUCCCGACCUGACGCCGGUGUCCUCGGAGCGCGUGGAGCUGAACGCCUGGCGCUACGCCUGCACCGUCUUCGCCAACAUCACCGUAUUCAUCCUCAUGUUCAUCACCCUGGGCAUGGACAACAGCAGCGGCGACGCGAUCACCCGCCGGGACGCCGUCGCCUUUGAGGAGGUCGCCUUUCUCAUUCUCGGCAUCGGCCUUGUCUUCUCCACCAUCUUCCACAUUGGGGUCAGGGAGCGACCGGCGCCCGGCUCUCUGGGCGCCUCUGCCUCUGCCGAUUCUUCCGACGGCAGCGGCAGCUCCUCCAGUGCCGACCUGGUCAAGCAGCAGGCGAGGCCCAUGGUCUGGAGCAACUGGUUUCGGGAGGCGCAGUUCUACAAGGUGGGCCUCCUCUACAUGGGCACCCGACUCACCAUCAACCUUACCAUGGUCUACAUUCCCAACUACCUGGUCGAGUCGCUUCAUCUGCAGAAGAAAUCUGUCGCCUACAUUCCACUUGUCAUUUACAUUAGUGGCUUUAUCAGUUCGUUUCUGAUGAAGUUCAUCAACGUCAGACUGGGCAAACGACUCACAUAUCUAAUUGGCGCCUGUUUGACUUUGGGCGCCUGUGCCUGGAUUUUCUUUGGAACUCACAAUGAACUCUUUAAGAAGUACGGCAUCUUUGGUGUGUCUGUCGUCAUCGGCAUGUCCAGCACCACCAUUCUAAUCACCAGUUUGGCCAUCACCAAUGAUCUGAUCGGCUCUAAUACGGACAGCGGUGCCUUUGUCUUUGGUGCAAUGAGCUUUGUGGACAAGAUAUCCAACGGCGUCUCUGUGAUGGUUAUUGAAAACUUGAAAUCUAGCAUUGCAAAUCAGGAAAACUACUACCGCGAUGUGCUCACCUUUGUCUGCGGCGGGGCAAUAUCGCUCUCACUCAUUGCCCUUGCGCUGCUCACCAAAGGCAAAAUUGGCAACUUGAAACGCAAUGGUGACUGA